AUGGUGCUCUUGCCACUGGCAUCGUCUACCUCUGAUCCAGAGCAAACCACACUGGAGAAGAUAGGCACUGAUUUGCACUGCAUGGCAACGCCCCUGGUCACAAAGCAGGACCUGCAGUCACUAUCAGACCUCCAUGAAGCUAUCAGGUCAGAAAUUGCCUUUUUGUGGACGGAGGUGAUGGCUCUGGAGAGAUGCAUACAGGCCCUGGGUACUAACACACAAACCCUCUCAGGCCAAUUCACUGCUAGAGAUACUGCAGUGUCUCACAAGGAAACCAUGCUUCUGGCUCUCAGAUGCCAAAUGGAAGAUUUGGACAAGCGGGACCUGAAAUGUAAUAUUCUGAUAAACGAUGUUCCUUAA
This is a messenger RNA of Pelobates cultripes (western spadefoot toad), 360 nucleotides long. The record is from the annotation of a GenBank genome assembly. Lineage: Eukaryota; Metazoa; Chordata; Amphibia; Anura; Pelobatidae.